Molecule: messenger RNA, 1186 nt
Organism: Oryctolagus cuniculus (rabbit)
Lineage: Eukaryota; Metazoa; Chordata; Mammalia; Lagomorpha; Leporidae
Source: RefSeq, a predicted model, not a curated record
AAUACGCGCGGCAGUGGCGGCGGCGGCGGCCAAUGAGCACAGCGGGGGUGGGGCCCGGCGCCCGAACCUGGUUCCCGAGGCGCGGCGGCCGCGGCUGGGGGCGGGGAGGGGGGCGCAGGACCCCAGGCGGGGGUCCCGGAGCCGGAGGGCCAGUUCCCGUGCCCCCAGCACCAUGGCUUCCUGCGCCGAGCCCUCGGAGCCCAGGGCCCCGCCGCCGGCUGGGGUCCCGCCGCUGGAGGACUUUGAGGUGCUGGACGGGGUGGAGGAGGCCGAAGCGGAGGAGGAGGAGGAGGAGGACGAUGACCUGAGCGAGCUGCCGCCACUUGAGGACAUGGCACAGCCCCCGCCGGACAAGGCCGAGGAGCAGCCGGGGGCCCUGGCCCGGGAGUUCCUGGCUGCCAUGGAGCCGGAGCCCGCCCCGGCGCCGGCCCCCGAGGAGUGGCUGGACAUCCUGGGGAACGGGCUGCUGAGGAAGAAGACCCUGGUCCCCGGGCCGCCCGGCUCGAGCCGGCCCUCCAAGGGCCAGGUGGUCACGGUGCAGCUGCAGACGUCGCUGGAGAACGGCACGCGCGUGCAGGAGGAGCCCGAGCUGGUGUUCACCCUGGGCGACUGCGACGUGAUCCAGGCCCUGGACCUCAGCGUCCCGCUCAUGGACGUGGGUGAGACGGCCAUGGUCACUGCUGACUCCAAGUACUGCUACGGCCCGCAGGGCAGCAGGAGCCCCUACAUCCCCCCGCACGCGGCCCUGUGCCUGGAGGUGACGCUGAAGACGGCGGUGGACGGGCCGGACCUGGAGAUGCUCACGGGGCAGGAGCGCGUGGCCCUGGCCAACCGGAAGCGGGAGUGUGGCAACGCCCACUACCAGCGGGCGGACUUCGUGCUGGCCGCCAACUCGUACGACUUGGCCAUCAAGGCCAUCACCUCCAGCGCCAAAGUGGACAUGACCUUCGAGGAGGAGGAGCAGCUGCUGCAGCUGAAAGUCAAGUGUCUGAACAACCUGGCGGCCUCGCAGCUGAAGCUGGACCACUACCGCGCGGCGCUGCGCUCCUGCAGCCUGGUGCUGGAGCACCAGCCCGACAACAUCAAGGCGCUCUUCCGCAAGGGCAAGGUCCUGGCUCAGCAAGGGGAGUACAGUGAGGCCAUCCCCAUCCUGCGGGCGGCCUUGAAGCUGGAGCCGUCCAACAAG